AAGAUUUCUUCCAGACCCGACUCGAAAUUUCCCAUUCUGCACGUAAAUUCGUGUGUCUGUCUGUGUGUGCGGUCCAUGUGUUGAGCGACUGGCGUGGGUCCGACAUUAUCCCCAACCAACGCUCCAGCGACUGAAUCUGCGGCGGCGCGUGGGCCAUUCAGCGCGUGGGCAACAAAAAGCAGAGUGUAGACGAGAAGAAGAAGUGUCCCCCUGCCCAGCCUUUCAUUCCUACACUACACACAUGCACUGCUACGUCUCUUAGCCCGACACCCACACUCUCUUCUUCUCAUCCCGUAGCUGAGGUGAGGUGCCGACGCACGUUUCUCCAUCCCUGACUGCUCAAUUUUGGAAAUUCUUUUGGUUGAUGAUUUGUGACAGAGCACUGUAGUUGAGAAACCUGAUGCACCGUGUUUUGGGAAUUUGGGGAUCAGGGUUGGUUUUGAUUCUGUGUUAACAGUGAUGGGCUGCAUAUAUUCGAAAACUUGUAUUGAGCUAUGUGCUCCCCGAGAUGUUCUGGCGAAAGGUGAUGUCAAAACGAAUACGAGUGAGAUUGCUGUGUUUUCGCCUGCUCGUUCGGAGAAUGAGGAGGAGAAAAAUGAGAAUCAGUUGUAUCAGUUAAGUGCCACAACAGAUCAUGAAGUGGGUAUUACUAGACUGUCCAGGGUAUCGGCGCAGUUUUUACCUCCCGAUGGCUCAAGGACUGUGAAAGUUCCGUCUGAGGGUUAUGAGUUACGCUGCUCGUUUCUAUCUCAGAGGGGUUAUUACCCUGAUGCACUUGACAAGGCCAACCAAGACAGCUUUUGUAUUCAUACUCCAUUUGGAUCGAGUCCGGAUGAUCAUUUCUUCGGAGUGUUUGAUGGCCAUGGCGAAUUUGGGGCACAGUGCUCGCAAUUUGUGAAGCAUAAGCUAUGUGAGAAUUUGCUUAGGAAUGGUAGAUUCCAUGUGGAUGCAGUCGAAGCUUCCCAUGCUGCUUUCUUAACAACGAAUUCGCAGUUGCAUGCCGAUGCAAUAGAUGACAGUAUGAGUGGAACGACUGCAAUCACAGUUCUGGUCAGGGGUAGGACACUCUAUGUUGCUAACACAGGUGACUCGAGGGCUGUCAUAGGAGAGAAAAGAGGGAGUGAAAUUGUAGCUGUUGACCUGUCAAUUGAUCAAACGCCUUUUCGUCCUGAUGAACUUGAGAGGGUGAAGCUUUGUGGAGCUAGGGUUCUCACACUGGAUCAGAUUGAAGGACUCAAGAAUCCAGAUGUGCAGUGCUGGGGAACUGAAGAAGGUGACGAUGGCGAUCCUCCUAGACUGUGGGUGCAAAAUGGCAUGUAUCCCGGAACAGCAUUCACAAGAAGUAUUGGUGAUUCUAUUGCUGAGAGUAUAGGGGUUGUGGCGAACCCAGAGAUUGUUGUUGUGGAGCUCACACAGAACCAUCCUUUCUUUGUGAUUGCGAGUGAUGGUGUUUUUGAGUUUCUUUCAAGCCAGACUGUGGUAGAUAUGGUUGCAAGAUAUAAAGAUCCUCGUGAUGCAUGCGCCGCAAUUGUUGCUGAAUCAUACCGUCUUUGGCUGCAAUAUGAAACUCGUACUGAUGACAUAACUGUGAUAGUUGUGCACAUAAAUGGGUUAAAUGAUGCUUCAUCAGGACAGUCAACAAAUUCUGAUGUAAUGUUAAGACCUCCAUAUCCUCAAGUGAUUGAAGUAUCAGGAUCUGAGUCUCCUUCAAUUGCAAACUGGAGAUCAAGAAAUCAUCGGGCUAGUAUAUCCCGGGCACGUCUACGGGCACUUGAAAAUUCUCUUGAGACUGGGCAAACUUGGGUUCCUUCAUCUCCAGCCCAUCGAAAGACCUGGGAAGAAGAAGCUCAAAUUGAACAGGCGUUGCGUGAUCAUUUUCUCUUCAGAAAGCUCACUGACUCUCAAUGUCAUGUUCUGUUGGAUUGCAUGCAAAGAGUUGAGGUUCAAGCGGGCGACAUAGUGGUGCAGCAGGGUGGGGAAGGUGACUGUUUCUAUGUCGUUGGCAGUGGGGAGUUUGAGGUCUUGGCUACUCAGGAAGAGAAGAAUGGAGAAGUGCCACGGGUAUUACAGCGAUAUAAUGCCGAAAAGUUGUCCUCCUUUGGGGAGCUGGCACUGAUGUACAAUAAGCCACUCCAAGCUUCGGUCAGAGCUGUGACCGAUGGAACAUUAUGGGCUCUGAAAAGAGAAGAUUUUAGAGGAAUACUUAUGUCCGAGUUCUCUAAUUUAUCCUCACUGAAGUUACUUCGAUCAGUAGAUCUUCUUUCCAGAUUGACAAUCUUACAGCUGAGUCAUAUUGCAGAUUCACUUUCCCAAGUAUCUUUCUAUGAUGGACAGAAAAUAGUUGAUAAGAACCAGGAGCUUCUGGGUUUAUAUGUUAUACAAAAGGGUGUCGUAAGAAUUACUUGUGAUGUGGAUUCUGUUAAAGGUGUCAAUUCUUCCAGCCUGAUGCCUGCUGUUGAGGAACAGGAUGAUGCAAUAUCUGGUAAGAGCUUUACAGUAGAAAAGACUGAGGGGAGCUAUUUCGGAGAGUGGACACUUCGUGGUGAAAGCAUUGCUUCUUUAAGUGCCAUUGCUGUGGGUGAUGUGGUCUGCUCUAUCUUAACCAAGGAGAAGCUUGAUUCAGUUGUUGGCCCUCUCGCAAAACUUUCACAGGAUGAUCAUAAGUCAAAGCACUUUUCAACCAGUUUAUCCGUAGAACCUGCAAAACAUUUGGAUUCCUCAACUGUCCAGAAGAUUCAGCUCUCGGAUAUGGAGUGGAGAGCAUGCUUGUAUUCCACUGACUGCAGUGAGAUUGGUCUUGUAUGCAUCAUGGAAUCAGAAAAGUUGUUCAGUUUGAAAAGGUUUUCAAAGCAGAAGGUGAAAAAACUUGGAAAAGAAGCAUCAGUACUGAAGGAGAGGAGCUUACUAAUGUCUGCAAACCAAUCGGCUUUUGUUCCUCGAGUUAUAUCAACUACUGCUGAUAGAACAUAUGCAGGCUUACUACUGGACACAUGUAUAGCUUGCCCCAUGACAUCAAUUAUUCUGAGCCCACUGGAUGAAACCUCGGCACAGUUCUGUGCUGCCUCUGUUGUUAUUGCAUUAGAAGGCUUGCAUAAGAGUGGCAUUCUAUAUCGAGGCGUGUCCCCUGAUGUUCUAGUAUUUGAUCAGGCAGGAUAUAUACAACUCGUGGACUUCAGAUUUGGGAAGCAAUUAAGCCGGGAUUAUUCUGAAAGAACGUACACCAUCUGUGGUAUGGCGGAUUCAUUGGCUCCCGAAAUCAUCCAAGGAAAAGGUUAUGGUUUCCCUGUUGAAUGGUGGGCUUUGGGAGCUCUGAUUUAUUUCAUGCUACAUGGUGAAAUGCCAUUUGGAUCUUGGCGAGAAAGCGAGCUCACCUUUGCAAGAAUCGUCAAAGGACAGCUUACUCUCCCCCAACAUUUCAGCAUCGAAGCCGUUGAUCUCAUCACCAAGUUACUCGAGGUAGACGAAAGUUCAAGACUUGGUAGCCAAGGCAUCGACUCGAUCAAAUCCCACCCCUGGUUCAAUGGCAUCAACUGGAAAGAACUGGAAGAACGCAAACAACCUGCUCCUAAUGAUAUUCUUUCGCGCAUAAACCUUUACCUUGAUAGCCGUCCCGAGGAUGUCCUAGCUUCGCCCCAUCGAGAAUUAGAUGAUCUAAACACACCAGAAUGGCUCGAAGACUGGUAGAAUGCACAAUCAAAAUAUGCCGAAAAACUUGGAGAUUAAGAAGCUCAAUUGUCUGCAACAUAGUCGAGAUCCCGGAAAUUCUUACAAAGGUCAGUUCUUGAUUUUGUAAAUAGGCAGUAGAUAUGCAAGUGAUAUGUUUGGUUUCUUUCUGCCUGUGAUUAAAUAUCUUCAUAAAUCAUUGCAAGUGUUAUGCAUCAGCUUGAUAGGAAAUUCGUAGGCUGGUUUGUGUAUGUAUGCAUUUAUUUAUUUAUGGUUGGGGAAAAUGUCAUUCAAUUAUGUGUACAUUUUGUGGAUGCUUUUUACAGGUGCUGUGUAUGUUGCAUUUAGUUACA
Molecule: messenger RNA, 4016 nt
Organism: Andrographis paniculata
Lineage: Eukaryota; Viridiplantae; Streptophyta; Magnoliopsida; Lamiales; Acanthaceae
Product: protein phosphatase 2C and cyclic nucleotide-binding/kinase domain-containing protein
Exons: 16
Coding region: 460-3684 (1074 amino acids)
Biological process (GO): protein phosphorylation
Molecular function (GO): cation binding; ATP binding; protein kinase activity
Source: RefSeq, a predicted model, not a curated record